AUGCCAUGCUUUCAGGCGGCUGAAAUGAUAUAUAUCCGCCGUCUUGAGUCCCUUGUCUAUCCGCCCCCAAUGCGCGCAAGAGAGCCCGCCGUACACUUCUCGCCCAUGCUUCCGCUCCCGUCUGCUGCCGCACUCACAGACCCGCUGUUGACCAAGCAAUACCUCUAUCCUCGCUCUUCCACCCAUCGCGCCAACUUGAAUGCAAUUCGCUCCCUGUCGACCUUACCGCCUGCCGUUUCGACAUUACGCGCAAAUCAGUCAGGGUCCGGGGCCCGCGAAAGGUCCCGGAUCGUGCUGGACGAUGUACAGAAGAAGAGCCAAAUGAGUCGCAGAGACUCUUGGCAUGGGCUCGAAAAACGUCUACCAAGAUUCAAGUAUUCCUCUCGCGGGCAGUUAUCGCGCUCUAAAACGAAAUCCAAGCGGAAAGGAAAAGCAUCACAUUCAAGCUCUUCACGAUCUCCGUGGCUCGGCCCACUUAUGGAUAUUGACGACGAUGUACGGUAUCUUGGCUCUUCCGACUACGACAGCGCCGAUGACUCGGACUUCAUGUCAGACGAGCAGCACAGGCCGCUAGGGAGUGCUGGCGUUACUCCAGUUAUUGCCCUCCCGCCAUCCUCGAUCCGGGUCUACGGCUUGUCGCCAAGUCCCUCGCUCUAUAGCAGAGAGUACCACUCGCCACUGCCUAGGCCUGGCCCAACUUACACAACUCGGUUGAGAGCACCAAUGGCAGCGCGUCCUCAAGGUGUUGCUCUCUCAACCGUGCCUCGGAUCCCCCCUCAGGCUCCCUACCCGUCAUACACGUCCUUCGCUGGUGUCUACGCCGCAGGCGCCACGCCCGUGUCAAGUCCAUGGGAGCGUGGCAGAACGGUCGAGCGACAGACGCCUAUCCGAGCAUAUUCCCAUCACGAUAGCCACCUGCAAUAUUCCCCUUAUGCUCUUCCUCACCCUGUCCAAACCGCACCACUGUCCCCCAACGUGACCUACUAUUCGCACGCUCCACUGCCCGGCUUUUUACCGCUGGGCAGACCUUAUCUGCUGCGCAGCUCUACGUGGUACUGA
Molecule: messenger RNA, 1059 nt
Organism: Mycena indigotica
Lineage: Eukaryota; Fungi; Basidiomycota; Agaricomycetes; Agaricales; Mycenaceae
Exons: 2
Coding region: 1-1059 (352 amino acids)
Source: RefSeq, a predicted model, not a curated record